AUGUCGUCCGGUGCCAUGCAGUCCAACGUUGGUAAUCCCCAGGUCUACAACGACGGUGACCAGAGGCCCCACGGUGAGCAACCACCAGCGCCCUUUGAAGCUGGUCAAAGACACGCUCACGACAUUCACGAUCCAAAAGACGAUCAGACACUGGACAACAGACGAAAGCGCGAACGAAAGCAGGAGCGUGAUGCCGAGCACAAAGCGGAAUUGGGGACAGUCACUGACCCACUCGAACCCGCGCGGAGGCAAGGCCACGAGCCGUCGCGGGGAGCACAGAUUGACGCAGAAUUGCAGCAGGAGGAUGAGGAAGCCAUGCAGAAGAAAAAGCAGCAGAAGGGAUCGUUCGGUCCUACAAAGGGCUUGUCGUAA
Fibroporia radiculosa is the source of this 372-nucleotide messenger RNA. RefSeq lists its product as uncharacterized. The transcript is spliced from 3 exons. The coding region runs from base 1 to 372 and encodes 123 amino acids. Lineage: Eukaryota; Fungi; Basidiomycota; Agaricomycetes; Polyporales; Fibroporiaceae. The record is from RefSeq and is a predicted model, not a curated record.